Uloborus diversus is the source of this 667-nucleotide messenger RNA. RefSeq names its product neuropeptide F-like. Bases 106 to 366 code for a protein of 86 amino acids. NCBI's taxonomy places the organism in Eukaryota, Metazoa, Arthropoda, Arachnida, Araneae, Uloboridae. The record is from RefSeq and is a predicted model, not a curated record. The transcript has 3 exons.
CUCUCAUCCACUCCGUUCUUGAAUCGACUCCUUUUUAGGCUCCUCUCUCCUUUAUCUUUAACUCAACAUUGACAGGCAGCGAAACGAGCUUUACAGUCAAACAUCAUGAACAAGUUGGGGCUUUUCCUAUUCGCCGGGACCUUAGUCGUCGCCCUGCUGGUCAUCACCUUACCGGAAGGAACUAAGGCCAAUAUGGACGAGGCGGCGAACAUGGUUGAGGCUCUACGUGUGCUAGAGCAGUUGGACAAAUAUUACUCGCAAAUUGCAAGACCAAGAUUUGGACGAAGUAUUGGACUUCACAGAAAAGGAAAUGCCCUUAAUAUAGUUCGGGCUAAAAAACAUGUUGCGGAUGUAGAAAGAAGGUGAAACCGUUGUCGGUGGCAGAGAGAGAGAGAAAAUGUGUACCUAGAGCAGGAAAUGAAGAAAGUUACUGUGCUUGAUGUUUUCCUCCUUCCUGGACUGUUAUGACAGAGAAAUUCAGACUUUUUUUUAAAUUUUGUUUUAAAACAUCUAUUGUUCAUCAAUUAUUUAUAGACAUUGUGUGCUUUAAUAAAAUCACCGAUGGCCAUCUUUUGAUUUACAGCUGACGUUUUCUUCCUAUUCGUAGCUCUGUACUGUAAAACAUAAUAACUUCUUCCAUAAAGAAGUGCUGUAGUUUUUUUAUUUC